Molecule: messenger RNA, 3639 nt
Organism: Aspergillus homomorphus CBS 101889
Lineage: Eukaryota; Fungi; Ascomycota; Eurotiomycetes; Eurotiales; Aspergillaceae
Product: trimethylguanosine synthase
Exons: 3
Coding region: 1-3639 (1212 amino acids)
Biological process (GO): transcription by RNA polymerase II; RNA polymerase II preinitiation complex assembly
Cellular component (GO): transcription factor TFIID complex
Molecular function (GO): RNA polymerase II general transcription initiation factor activity; RNA polymerase II general transcription initiation factor binding; histone acetyltransferase activity
Source: RefSeq, a predicted model, not a curated record
AUGCCUCACGCGACCGAACUCCCGGUCCCCGAGACCGAAGAUUCAGCGUUCGACAAUGUGAUGCGACAGAUGAACGGUCCCUUCGGGGAGGGCGGCAUGUCCUUUGAAUUCCUGACGCGCGACCUGGAACCCGGCGAGAAGGCCGACGACGCCGUCGACUACGAAGAUUUCGACGACGAUGAGCUUCCUGAGGAGGAAGAGCGCGCGGCGCCGCGGCCCGCUGCCGACAGCGGGAUGAUGGAUCUCGCCGAGGACGACGCCUACAAGGAUCUGUUCGGAGCAGAAGACGAGGAUCUUUUCGGCGGUGGUGGUGGCGGCGAUGAUGAUCAGGAUAUGGGCGAUGCCGGCAGGGAGGAUGGGAACGAUGCAACACAGCAAGCGCCCGGCGAUGAGCUGGAUGAUCUCUUCGGCGAGGGCCCGUCCUCCCCAGGCGCGGACCACGCGGAUCCGACCCGCGACCUGUUCUUCGAUGAGGAAGAGGAGACGGCGGGUGAACCACGGCCUGUGAAGGAGGCGGCAGCUAUCGCGGAGCCGGCAAUGGAGGAACCGGCUCCCUUGUCGCAGGAGCCGGCGCCGAUGGAUGAGGAUGACGUGGAUCUGCUGCAGGAGGAUGAGCCGUUGAGUCCCACGGCGGAGGAUAUGGAUCCCGCGUCCCUGCGCGCCUGGAAGCUCCAGCAGCAGCUGUUUGCGAUGUCAGCUUACGGCCCGGAUAACCCGCCUGCGCCGCCCGAGAACGUCGAGGAGCUGCUGCACUCGCUGUUCCCUACUUUCGAUCGCAAUGCUCUUCCCCGGUUCCUGGAGCUCAUCCCGCAUAAGAAGGCUUUCUUCGUGGGCAAGCAGCCUCUCAAGCCUCCCAAACCUGUGAUCCCGAGUAAGGUGAAUAUUGAACUGGCACAGGACCAGGAACGAGUUUUCAAGGCCGCGGGUCAGGUGUUUAAGCGCGCACAUGAAGCAGAACACUCGGGCUUGGUGACCAUCACGGAGGCCGCUCAAGAGGACGAAGAAGAGAGCAGGGAAGAUUCCGAGCACGAUACCGACACGGACGAUGCUUUGCCCGGGGGUAUCUCUCUGCAUGAUCUGCAAAUCGUUUGUGCGGACUGGGACGUCAAGGACGAUAUUUCCAUCAUGGAGGUUGAUGAGCCUGAAGACCAAGAGCUGGACCCGAUGGAGGAUGAUUGGCUUCUCGACACGAAUCGUCCUGCGAAGAAACGCAAACUGGGCCGAGAUCCCUUGGAGGUGGUUGCACUUGCUCACAUCGAUGUGCCGAUUGUCGAUGAUCCGGAGCAAGCGACCUCGCGGAUCGCCCAGAAAGUGGUUGUCGACAUGAAUGACCCUCACAUCCUUCUCGAUGAGCGAGGACCAGAUACCGUCACGCAGAAACCGAAGGCGCUGGGAGCUAUCAACCGCGAUGAACUCGACGCGAGCGUCACCAAGCGUCUCACGUCGCGCUACAAUGUCUCCAACGAUCAGGCUUAUGACAUGCUCAAGCAGAACCACCAGAAUAAGGUCCGAAGCACUCUCGGUAAUGUCACUCUGGAGCAUAGUAUGCCUGCUCUACGUCUGCAGUGGCCCUACUAUAAGACGGAGCUGGCCAAGGCCGAGGCUCGCUCGUUUCAUCGCCCAGCACUGGCUUUUAGACCUGGUCAAACAUGUUGGUUCAAAAACACCGCUCACAUCAAGCGCAAGCACCAAAGGGGCAAAGACGCCAAGACCCUUUUCGAUUCCACGAAGUCGCUAUCUCUGGCUGAUAACUCGAACAUCCUGCUGGUCGAAUACUCCGAAGAAGUGCCUAUCAUGCUGUCCAACUUCGGUAUGUCCAACCGUUUCAUCAAUUACUACCGCAGGAAGAGUUUGGAAGACCCUACGCGCCCGAAGGCGGAGAUCGGCGAGACGGUUGUCCUCCUCCCUCAAGACAAGAGUCCGUUCUCGAUUUUCGGUCACGUCGACCCGGGCGAGAUAACACCUGCAAUCUCCAACUCCAUGUAUCGAGCACCGCUGUUCCAGCACCAGGCCAAGUCGACCGACUUCCUGAUUGUGCGCAGCACCACGGGCUCGGGCGGUAGCGACUACUAUAUUCGGAACAUCGAGAAUUUGUAUGUGGCUGGUCAGCAGUUCCCUUCGGUGGACGUCCCGGGCCCCCACUCACGGAAGGUCACAACGGUGGCGAAGAACCGCAUGAAGAUGCUCGUGUAUCGUCUGUUGAAGAAGAGUCCCGACCUUCGCCUCUCUAUCAGUGACGUUACUGCACACAUUCCGGGCACCAGUGAUAUGCAGAACCGCCAGAAGGUGAAGGACUUCCUUCAGCACGACAAGGACUCAAAGUACUGGGUGCCCAUGGAGCCUGUGCCCGAGCAGGAUGUCAUCCGAUCUUGGGUGCAACCGGAGGAUGUAUGUCUCUUGGAGUCCAUGCAAGUCGGCCAACAGCAUCUGCACGACACAGGUUUCGGCAACGAUGCCGAGACCGGCGGUGAUGAUGAUGACGACGGAGAAGGCGAGAGCUUCGAACAGCAAAUGGCACCUUGGAAAGCCACACGCAACUUCCUCCUGGCUUCUCAGGGCAAAGCGAUGCUCAAAUUGCACGGUGAAGGUGAUCCCACUGGUCGUGGAGAGGGUUUCAGUUUUAUCAAGACAUCCAUGAAGGGUGGAUUCAAGGCUGUCGGCGAGAGUGUUGAGGACAAGCUCGAUGCGCAAAGACUCAAAGAACUGGGCGGUCACAGCUACAACGUUGCUCGGCAGCAGAAGUCUUAUGAAACCUCUAUUCGCCGCAUCUGGGAUGCGCAGAAGGCCAGUCUGUCGUCGACUGUCGAACAUUCCGACGAUGAGAGCGACAUCGACCGCGAUGACGAACAGGAGUUCAGCAAGCCGACGCCUAGGUCUGAGGCGCCUACACCGGCACCAUACCGGCGUGACGAUGAGACGACCAGUCAAUUUAGUCGGAUGAGCUUACCAGACCAGAAAGGAAAAGUUCUGCGUAUCAUCCGGACACACCGGGACGAGAAAGGUGAAAUUUAUGAGAAGGAGACUAUGGUGUUUGACCCCAAGGUCAUUCGGCACUAUAUUCAACACCGUCACCGUGUUGAAGCUCUGAGCACCAAACUUGAUUCCCUUCAGCCCACGGGCGAUCCGGAAAUAGACGCCCGCAACAAGAAACUUCUCGAAGCCGAACUGAGCCGCCUCAACCGCAACAAGGAACGUCGCUUCGCCCGCGAGAAGCAAAAGGGAGCUGCCCGAGCGUCCGCCGGAGACUCACCAGCCGACGGUGGCGGUGGAUCCAGCAAGUCCGCGGGCACACAACGGAAAUGCGCCAACUGUGGCCAGGUCGGUCAUAUCAAGACCAACAAAAAGUGCGUUCUUAAUCAGGGUCACUCCCUUCUCCCCCCGAUCAAUUUCCAGUCUUCUUUCUUUACUGCCUCUUCCACAACCCUCUUUGCUCCCUGGUCGGCUUCUCCUUCGCCUCGUUCGUCCAUGUCCCCUCAGGCUCCCACAGCCGCAACAACUGUAGGAGGCGAUGGACGACGACGCAUGGCAACCCCCUUGAAAGGCAUCCUAAAGAAACCCACCACCCCUGGGCUAGACUUUGGGCUUGGAUUUGGCUCUGGCUCUGACGCUCGACCCUCCCCUUCCCGGACACCCCAUUAG